CAUCAGAAAGCGAGUCUUGGAAAUCGUACCUUGGCGAGGUGUUUGUGUUACGAAAUGCGGUCUUGAGCCCCGCGGGCUGCGAAACUUUGUGGGCGGGAGGAGUAAGGAAGGGGGCGGCGAAAUUCGUUGCGCGGGAACGCGAAGGCGCUCCUCUCCCCCCCCUCCCGCCGGCUUUUUCUUAGUUUGGCGCCUGGGCUUUUCUGGGUGGAGAGCUAUGAAGCCCCCGUCGAGGCUGCGAUCGGCGCCCGCUCGCUUCCGCCUGGACCCCGCAGUCCGGGUUUGGACGGAUCGAGAAAAGCGACGUCUUCUCCAGGCUUUGAGAGCUCAAGCCCAGACUCCGGGCCCGCUGCGGCCGGAACAGCUGAAGAAAUAUUUGCCUUCCAGAAAUGAGGAUGAGAUCUUAGCAUUUGUAGACCUCCUGAAAGAACGUGUGGCAAGGGAAGCAGUCAAGGCACGGUAUCGAUAUCGCCAAUGCAAAGAGAAGAAUGCCCCAGUUCCAGCACCUAUAGAGGUAUGGAUUCAUUUAGCUAAGAAGUUAACAGGUUGCCUUGAGGAUGCAGUAACAGCUGCUUUUUCCCAGGUUUUAACAAUUGCAUCUGCAGAACCACUCUCCUUGCUUCACUCUGUGCCACCAAAGCCUGUAGAAGUAAAUGCUUCUCAAUGCAUGACCCCAGCUGUUCCUAGCAAGAAUAUGAAAUCCAAUACAGAAUCUGAGGAAGCAACUAUAUCAUCAAAUAUAGAACAGUUGACCCCUGCAGAAAAUGGUGAAUUACAUGUGGACUUUGAAAAAAUAUACAAGUAUCUUUCAGUGAUCUCACGGGGAUCUAAAGCACCAGAACUACCACCUGGUGAGUCAGCUGUUCUACUAGAUCUGCUUUUGUCAUUACCAGAAGAACUGAGUCAUCUGGAUUAUAAGAAACUUAAGGGACAUAUGUAUAAAUGCUAUAUUGAUUUAAGCGCACACUAUAAGAAUGAAAAAAAUACAAGGAAAGCAAAGAUCAGUCCUCUUGUAAACAAUAGUGAAGAUCUUCCUAAAACAUUUUAUAAUGUACCAUCAGUCGGAAAUAGCUUUUCACAAGAAAAAGGGGAUACUAGUUGUAGUGCUUCUUCUAUAAGUGUGACAGCAUCAACAUCUUCCACAGAUUGGAAGACACUGGGUAUUUGCCCAUUGAAUUCAUUUUGGUUUCCUUUGGAUAUUCUAGCACACAAAAAAGAGAUUUUGGAUUGAAGACUCUUAUUUUAUUACACAUGUCAUGAAUGUUGUGUCUUGGUAUCUGUAAGAGUGGAAAAACAACUGUCAUAUUUUGGCCAAGCAUGGUCCCCUAAUUUUGUUCAGUGUUUAGCAUUGGACUUGUCAAUAUGUCUACUUUGUAUUUUUAAAUCAGUGAUAUAUGUGACUGUUUAGAAUUUUUCUUCCAAAAAUCCUGAAGUUUACUGGUUAUUACUGGGAAAUCAGUCUCAUCUUAGAAAGUUUGGGAUUACAUAAUUAAUGUUCUGACUAUGCAUCUUUGUUGUCAGGAUAUGGAUUCUUCCAGAGGUGUCAAAUGCAAUCAGUGUUAUUAAAGUGUUUCUG
Molecule: messenger RNA, 1573 nt
Organism: Pseudonaja textilis
Lineage: Eukaryota; Metazoa; Chordata; Lepidosauria; Squamata; Elapidae
Gene: SNAPC2
Product: small nuclear RNA activating complex polypeptide 2
Biological process (GO): snRNA transcription
Cellular component (GO): nuclear body
Molecular function (GO): RNA polymerase II general transcription initiation factor activity
Source: RefSeq, a predicted model, not a curated record